CGCAUGCUAAGCGGGUCUUUAAACGACAUUCACACCACCUUCUAUUUGUGUGAUCAUGCUGGUGUCGAUAAGAAGAAAGCUAAGAAUAGCACAGGUACUACUGAUACUACUAACGUUGUAUCUUCUGUAAAUAAUGAUCAAGAUAGCAGCAGUAACGAACUAGAGGUUGUGCGUCCUAAGAAGACCCGUAUUACUAUGAAGUCUUCUAUCAAGAUAGGUUGCACUGCCAAAAUCAUUAAAUAUGUCAUGACGGACGGCACAAUCCAUGAUAUCAAGGAAAUUAUAAAUUCUCGUUUGCCCUUUGAGAUCAAACAAUGGAUAGCUGAAAAGUAUUUACGUACUGAUGACGAACGCCUUAUUGAGCUUGAAAAGAAGGAGUCAUUUAGUAGCUUCCCUAUGUCACUUUUAAUCAAUUACCAAGAUGUAAAGAAUAUCAUCAAUGCUCACAUGAAUAAGCUAUCAAGAAAAAGCUGUCGCGCUAAGCAUGGUUGUGAAAAGUGAAUAAAGUAUUUGGAAGAAGAAAAAAACUGCUCGACUCUUUUUCGUAUCCAUGAAAAUGGUCCUUUCCUAAUCUCAUGGGUAUCUGAUUGGCAGAAGAAAUUUCUUGAAGAAGCUGAAGAAUAUUGUGUUGAUAGCACUCACAAAACAUGCAGGUCUAUUACGGACAGCUCCAAUGAUAGCUACCUGCUCACUAUCGUCGUUCACAACUACACCACGAACAGAGGUCUACCUGUUUGUUUUUUUAUCACUGAUAUGAAAACCAUUCCUACUUUGCAUCAGUGGUUAGCCUGGAUAAAGACCAACUUCUCUUUGAGCGUGAAGCGAAUUAUCAUAGAUUGUAGUUCUGCCGAGACAGCUGCAAUUAGAGAUGCCUUUGAAGGCUUUGUUCAAACUCUCUUGUGCCAUUGGCAUAUCAAGCGUGCGUGGGA
Messenger RNA from Rhizopus microsporus ATCC 52813, 929 nucleotides. RefSeq lists its product as uncharacterized. Lineage: Eukaryota; Fungi; Mucoromycota; Mucoromycetes; Mucorales; Rhizopodaceae. Bases 4 to 501 code for a protein of 165 amino acids. The record is from RefSeq and is a predicted model, not a curated record. The transcript is spliced from 5 exons.